UGUAGAUGUACUGGGUAAUGCUCAGUUUGGACCAGGAUCAGGACCAAUCUGGAUGGAUGAUGUGGACUGUAAUGGAUCUGAGUCUACACUGAAGAACUGUAGAUCACCAGGUUGGGGUAAACAUAACUGUAAUCAAACUAGAAAUGCUGGAGUCAUCUGCUCAGGAGUCAGACUGGUUGGUGGUCCUCGCUGCUCUGGGAGAGUGGAGGUGCUUCAUGGGAAGAACUGGGGCACAGUGUGUGAUGCUGACUUUGACCAGCAGGAUGCAGAGGUUGUGUGUAGAGAGCUGGACUGUGGACCUCCUGUGGAGAUGCUGGGAGCAGCUGCUUUUGGAAGAGGGGAGGGCCAGGCUUGGACAGAGGAGCUUCAGUGCAGAGGCAACGAAUCUCAGAUUCACCUCUGUCCAAAAUCAUCUACACUGAAUCACAAGUGCUUUAAUGACAGUGGUAUUGGACUAGUGUGUGGUGACAGUGUGAGGCUGGUGGAUGGUGGCAGUCGCUGUGCUGGGAGAGUGGAGGUUCUUCAUAGAGGACAGUGGGGAACAGUGUGUGAUGAUGACUGGGAUAUGAGAGAUGCUGCAGUGGUGUGUAGUGAGCUGGGCUGUGGGGAGGCUGUAGAUGUACUGGGUAAUGCUCACUUUGGACCAGGAUCCGGACCAAUCUGGAUGGAUGAUGUAGACUGUAGUGGAUCAGAGUCUACACUUAAGAACUGUAGAUCAGCAGGGUGGGGUAAACAUAACUGUAAUCAAACUAAAAAUGCUGGAGUCAUCUGCUCAGUUAAUAUAUUAGGAGUCAGACUGAUUGGUGGUCUUCGCUGCUCUGGGAGAGUAGAACUGUUUCAUGGGAAGACCUGGGCCACAGUGUGUGAUGCUGACUUUGACCAGCAGGAUGCAGAGGUUGUGUGUAGAGAGCUGGGCUGUGGGGCUCCUGUGGAAGUGCUGGGAGCAGCUGCUUUUGGAAGAGGGGGGGGCCAGGUGUGGACAAAGGAGCUUCUGUGUAGAGGCAAUGAAUCAGAUAUUCACUCCUGUGAAACAUCAUCUAAACUAAAACAUGACUGCUCCCAUGACAAUGAUGUAGGAGUAGUGUGUGCUGACAUUGUGAGACUGGUGGGUGGUAGCAGUCGCUGUGCUGGGAGAGUGGAGGUUCUUCAUAGAGGACAAUGGGGAACAGUGUGUGGUGAUCAUUGGGAUAUGAGAGAUGCUGCAGAUCAGGACCAAUCUGGUUGGAUGAUGUGA
Electrophorus electricus (electric eel) is the source of this 1234-nucleotide messenger RNA. The record is from RefSeq and is a predicted model, not a curated record. Lineage: Eukaryota; Metazoa; Chordata; Actinopteri; Gymnotiformes; Gymnotidae.